Molecule: messenger RNA, 737 nt
Organism: Bactrocera neohumeralis
Lineage: Eukaryota; Metazoa; Arthropoda; Insecta; Diptera; Tephritidae
Exons: 1
Coding region: 162-737 (191 amino acids)
Source: RefSeq, a predicted model, not a curated record
CUAAGUCGCACACACAAAUUCUCCUUUCUUAAAUUAAAUUGCACAAUUCGAAAAAAUUAUCGCGAGUCUUUGAUUAAAAAAAAUAUAUCCUCGAAAAACUAAACGAUUUAAAAACUUUUUCAACGUCCACUUGUGUAUCAUCCACAACAACUUAAAAAAAAAUGGUUAAAUUCCAAAUUGUCGCACUGUGCGCCGUGCUCGCCUUCAUCGCCUGCAUUGCCAGCAUCGAAGCUGAACCACAACAACGUGGCCAACGCGUCUACUACCGUCCGGCAGCUGCGCGUUACCAGCGUCCACGCACCCGUUAUCUGGCGCGUCAAGAGGAAGCCGAUGCCGUACCCGAGGCACCAGCAGUCACGCCAUAUCCCUCUGCCGAUGAACUGAAACCAGCUGUGCCCUUCGAUGAAGGCGCACCCGCCACCAACAUUCCCGACGAGGUCUACGGUCCACCAGAGGCCAACCAGCCCGAUGAGGUAUACGGUCCACCAGAGGUCUCCGGCAACGAAUUGCCCGCUGAUGCCGACGUCGCGCCUGUCGAUGACGUGCCAGCUGCCGACCCAGCUGCCGAAAGCUUCCCCGCUCCCUUGGACGAACAACAAGCGCGCCUGGUCGCUGCUCGUCGCGCCGCUGCGCUGCGCCAACGUCAACGCAAAGCGGCUGCUUACCGUCAAGCCUUGGCUGCCCGUGCUGCCGCGCGCCCUCUGAAGUACAAGGUUGUUGCCCAGCGCCGCCAUUGA